GUGUCUUUCUGGGGUGUAACGUUCAGGUGCGCUUCAUCCUCAGAGGUGAAAACUCCUGAAGUCGGAACGAUGGAUUACAACAGACCAACAGGCGGGUAUUCAUGAGAGAAACAUGUUGAAGCACCGGUGCAACGUCGGAUGACAGGCCGAGUAAAGUGAAAGUGUCGACGGUUUCUAAUAACUUUCACCUUUCCUCAUGUUCCCCCACCCCCAAGUUCCUGUUUCUCUGUUUCAAAUGUCACUUUUCUCUCAUCCCAUCUUCACUCUCUCUGUGGCUCCUAGCUUGGGGGUCCUAAUCUUUCUUUCAAUGAACUAACCAAUCUGUCACACCUCCAACUAUUUCUUCAUUCUCCUCAUUCUCUAUUCUCUGUUCCUGCUCCCUCUGUUUCUACUCCUCUCCUCUCCCCUCCACCUCCCCCUGCCCUCCUCUACUGUCAUGUCUGUAUCCAUGAGGAACCCACCCCAGCGCCGGCGCUCUCUGGGUCCCGUCUCCCCCAAACGCAUAUACAGAAACCUGUCCGUCAGACUGAGGGGUGGAGAGUCAUCUGUUGCCGGGGAGGUGGACACACUCAGGCACCUCAGCAAGUCUGCAGACGCUUACAAGACCUUGUGGGAGGCAGUGGAAAAUGAGGACACUUUGGCUGUACAAAGCCUGCUGUCCAGAGACCACAGCUGUGGGGGAGGAGGAGGAGGCAGCAUGUGGGAGAGAGGAGAGAAGAAAGAAAAGGACUGGGAGAGAGAGAGGGAGAAGGGGGUGAACAGGGUGAGCGAGCAGGGCCUGGUCCCCCUUGACGUGGCUGCCCUCACUCACAACUCUCCUCUGCUCCAUGUGUUGACAAAGGCGGGAGCCAGGCAUAACCCUGUUUUGUGCCGACCAGCAGAGUGGGCACUUAAGCUGGAUGCUCUGGUGGCACUGGCGGGCAAACGGGUGGAGGAGAGGAAGAAUGAGCUAGUGAGGAAGACAGGGGCUGGGCCUCAGGCACAAGCUGACGUCCAGAGACAUAUCCGCCUGUGGAGCCUCAGGCUGCAACUGUACUGUCGGAUGAGAGAGAACUUCCGAAAGACAGAGCUCCCUGGCCCUCCCAGUCAUGUGUCCAUAUUGGUGACCAGCACGUCCUCUUUGUUUGUGGCAAUCAAAGAGCCAGAAGGUCACGCUACAGGGCUCAUCACCCGAUACAGAGUGGAAUGGAGCACCUCAGCCAGCUUUAAACGCAUCCAUGGCUCAGCCCAAGUUUCAGAGACCAAGAAUCCCUCCUAUAGUAUCAAGGGACUCACAGCAGGAGUGCAUUACUUUGUAAGAGUGAGUGCCUACAAUGUGAAGGGAUGGGGCCCGCCUCAGUGCUCUACUCCAGUCAGCGCUGCCCCCUCCAGUUGGAGAGAGUGCAUUGGUGUGAAGUCCCAGUUCAGAAACCAUGAGGGCAUAGUGAGGAAACUGCUGGAAGAUGCCAGAGAGCCACAUUACAGAGGAUACUGCAUAGAGAGCUCUAAGCCCCAGAGUCCCAGCAAGCGUCUGUCUGUGUCUCGAGGCAUCAAACAACUGUUCCAGUCCGCCACCAAGUUUGUUCGCCUCCUACAGAGGGGCGUAUAUUUGGCAACCGUGUUCUACCACAAGGAAAACAUCAUGGUGACAGCUGAAGACCAGAUCCCACUGGUGGAGAUCCAGUGCUGCUCCACCUCCAUCAUCCAUGACUUCCUUUGGUUUGCCAAGUUGUCCUGUGCAUGGCAACAGGUGCCGUGGCUCCAGCAAGCCCUUUCCUCUGCGCAUUCAUCUCCCUCCUCCCUCCUUCAGAACAGGCACAACAUUUUAAGAGCCGUUUCCCAGCUGCAGUCAUCUCUGGGAACAGUGGACCUGGGCCAGGUGUACUAUGAACCUCUGAAAGACCGGCAAGGCAACGUACUCCUGGUGACUCUGAAGGACUUCCCAAACCCUCCCAGCCCUCCUGACCCUCCACUCCACUGGAUUCCCCUGGCCCGCCUGGAAAAGAACCGCAGCAGGACUCCUCUCUUGCCUGAGCCCACUGCCAUGGACAUGCUCUACGAGCAGCUCAAGGAGAAGCUAUCCUUCCACAGGCACAGCAUUCAGUGUGCCCAACCAGGUCUGUACGUGGGCAUCCUAAAACUGUGCAGCUCAGUGGAACAGAUCAGGGUACUCGUGCCUCAGAGGCUGCCCAAUCUCCUCUGCCACACACGGGUCCGACACAACGCUCACGUGUCCAGAGAGGAGUGGACAUGGCUCCAGAGUCAUGUUUACACCACAACCAAUGGCAGCGCUCAGAACCUGUUGAGCGGUGAGGACGAGAGCUUGAUGGAGAGCAGUGGAGUAGUGGAAUUUGUCAGGUCUCUGAGAGCAGCAGUCACACAUCUCCUGACAAAGCUCAACAUCCCCCUCUACAGGGCCUAUCAGUAUGGUGUGUACACUCGUGAGCUGCUACAGUUUGGAGACAAUCUGUCCAUGCUGCUGCUGCUGCCUCCCAGUGAGGACUUCAGCUCCAGUUACUGGCCUCUGGUGGGGACCAAGGAACCUGGUCUCACCAUGCCCCUGCAGAUCUUUGAGCUAGUUUACUUCUGGACGUAUGAAAGAGACUUCCUGUCACAGUACUGCCAGGCCUGGGUGAAGCUGGAGCUGGACACUCAUCUGGCCCAACAGGCUCUGCGGGAGGCGCUGGACUCCAAGGAGGUGCAAGAAGCCCGAGAGAGGCUGAACCACAUCACUGAGCUUUCUCAUCGUCUGGAUGUGGUGUGGAGGGAUGCCCGAUGGAUUAUGGACUGUCUGCAGUGCGUUCGCUCCAAGCAGUGGGUGGGGGCGGUGCCUCUGGGUCUCGUGAUGGGAGGAGACCCGCCACCACGUCCUGAUGGUGAGGAAGAGGAGGACAGUUUGACUGCCAGACUGACAUGGCCACGUCGGACUCAAACACAGAGAGCCAUUACAGAAAGUCUAGUCAGUGUGACUCCACCAAAUGUCGUCACUGCUGAGGUCUCUGCUCCAGCAGGAGUCAUGGUCGUCCCUGAAGAGGCUGCACUGGCAUUAAUGGAGGGUGUCGCGAAGGGAGGGUACCCUGUGGACAUCACCGCCCAAUCAACUGUAGACUUGACGAGCAUCGAUCAGUCUGAACUGGCAUGUGCAAGCACUUUAUUCGAAUGUGGACUAGAGCCUGCUGCUGUUGCACAGUUGGAAGUAGGAUAUACAGCUCUGGACGCAGAGGAGUCCUACAGCGAGGAGCUGGACUUUCCUUCCAGCAUCACAGAGGUAAUCCGACCGAUGGAGAUGGCAGAGUUGGUGGAUAUCUUGCCCACACUGAGUCUCAUUGAGGAGGAGACUCCCAGUGGCCCACCCACACCAUCAGUCAUGGAUAUGCUACAGAGCUUUGGAUUGGGGAUUGGUGAAAACAAUUUCUUUGACUUAGGGAAUUCAGACUUGAAUGGAGGUGGGUGUGUUUCACAACCCAACCUGCACUGUAACAACAGCAGCAAUGUGACACACAGUGAGAAUAUGGUGUUACAAGGACAAGACAUGUCGGUUUCUCACACCAUGUUGAGUGCCACUGGUGGUGAUGAUCCUGUUUUGAGCUGGGAUUUUCCUCCAGGGGAUACAGAGACUCAGCAGGUGCCCAGCAAGGCAGCAUGCUUUCCAGUGAGAAACCAGGUGGAGUGGGAAAGACCCUCCAACAGUUCAUCCUGAUAUUGACUGAGUAAUAGCCUACUUUGAACUUGUGUCAAUUUCAAACCUCAGUAGGCUGCACUUCGAUUCAUAGAGAGAAUCCAAGUAAGACUUUUUUGUUUGAAAAUGACUUAGUCCUAAAUCCCUGACUUUUGAUCAGUGUCCACAUGGACAGUUAGUAUCAACUGUUGCAAAGGAAAAUUCGAGUGGCAUCUAGAUACAAGUUCAUCUGACGCAUCUUUGCAGCUGAUCUUAGAAUGGGUAUGGGAAAUUAAAAGAAAGACACCAUUGCUAGACAAAUGUAUGUGGUUUGCACAUUUCUGGACCUGUAGCCAAACUUUUCUAAUGUUUGGUCCAGUAGAGCUUUUCUGUGCAUGAACUAAGUUACAGUACCAGUUUUAUGACUUGAAAAUCCAUCACUCACUACAGCAAAAUCCAAAGUUGCUGCUUGUCAGGGCUAGUAAACAAACUCAUUAAAUGCAUACAAUUCACUUUAAUGGGUGUGUUAUUUUUGCAGUCUGUGAAAAGCUGUGAUUCUUUUUGGUUCCUCUGUGAACUUUAAACAUUUAAUGACAAAUUAGUGGUGAGAUUUCUAACCCUGUUUUUAUGCAGUACCUGCUGUCAGUUGUACCAGUUCCAUGGUCUGUUUCAGCCCAAACUUAUUUAUAUCUAAUGAGAGAAAGAAAUACUUCAGGCAAUCUACCUACUGUAUUUACCUCUUUGGUAGCAUAUACAGUCCAGAAAUGUUUUCUUUGUUCUUUAUUUUUUAAGGAACCAAAUUCAUGAAAGAAAUUUGGCCUUGCAUCUGUAUUUACUGUAUAUUACUUGUUCCUUUUAGUCUGGGAGAGGGAUGCCUUAAUAAAGAAAAUUACAGGAACAAUGCAGACUAAACUGAUAAAAGACCAUGGAGAAAUAUCAGGCAUGUGUGAGAAUUGCCAGAGUGGGCUGGUUUUCAUGGUUUAACCUCUGCUACAGUUUCUUUACAACAGAGCCACAAAAUGAAUGGAUGUUUUCUCCUCUAGGCAUGCUGAAAAUACAAGAAUAACAUUCAGCUAAAUAGAACAAAAUAAAAAUGGAAUUAUUUUUA
Lates calcarifer (barramundi perch) is the source of this 4745-nucleotide messenger RNA. Its product is annotated as ankyrin repeat and fibronectin type-III domain-containing protein 1. Gene Ontology annotation, biological process: regulation of establishment of bipolar cell polarity; establishment of mitotic spindle orientation. The record is from RefSeq and is a predicted model, not a curated record. The coding region runs from base 437 to 3679 and encodes 1080 amino acids. The transcript is spliced from 19 exons. NCBI's taxonomy places the organism in Eukaryota, Metazoa, Chordata, Actinopteri, Centropomidae. Gene Ontology annotation, molecular function: protein binding. Gene Ontology annotation, cellular component: spindle.